UCUCGCAGGCGAUGUAUGGGAAGGGCUCUCUCCACUCUGAUUGCUUGUGACUGUAAUAUUGCAGCUUCACUGGGACGUUCAGAGACUUGUGGCUAUCUGAAGGCUGGCCCAGAGAGAUGUCGGGUCCAUUGGAAAGCAGCUCGGUCUGGACACCGAGCUCUCCCUCACUCGGUUCAGGGGGCUGAAGGCUGAAGGUGCUGGAGCCAUGCCUGCAGUUAUCUGGGCUCCUAGUUUUAGGCAGUUCCGAGCGAAAUUGCUCAGGAAACCUGUUUUCUUCUGCUUUCUCCUGUGGAUCGGUUGCUGGCUGCUUUUGAACGCGUCAAUCUUCAUCCGCAGGAGUCUUUUCGCGGAAUACUGCACUGAUCAGAGGAGUAAAGGGAUCCUCCGUAAACUGUGUCAGGACUACAGGCAAGGUAUACUAACUGGAGAUUUAUGUGAGGAUUUAUGUGUGACACAGACUAUGGUUUACAAACGCUGUCUUUACUACAACAAAGGGAAAAAAGUCAUCCAGGCUGAUUGGAAUGGUCAGCCCAUAAUUCUGAAAUCCAAACUGGAGGACUUCCUGAGCUAUGAAAGUCUGUACCUAUUGGAUGAGCGAGAAAGCAGACCCAUUCCAGAUGUCGAUAUCCUCGUCUUUACUGCAUUGGAAAUCAAACAUUCCUUGGGCCUCGAUGUGAAGAAUGUCACAGUACCGCAGCUAUGGACCAAGCACCUAAAAGGCAAGACAGGCUCGUUCUCUCGGGCGGAGCUGGCCAGUAUGUGGUCCCUCUUUCAACAGGAGGAGUAUGUGUUUUUCCAGUUGCUGCAGGACCUCAGUAAGCAUGUUCUCAGAGUGAUUGGCUCCUGUGGACAUUUCUAUGCUGUCGAAUACCUUACAGCUGGUCACGCUUGGCACCGCAGCCUGUUCUCCCUUGAGAAGCUGGUCCCCCUUUCCUGGCGAGGCAGUAGCAGAAAGGCAUGGUGGCAGGUGACAAAUGGAAUCGCACUGAGUUUCCUCGAAUUGGCCAGACAUUUUGAGAAUGAUUUUUCUCACCAGCUUCACCUUUGUGACAUCAAACCGGAAAACUUUGCCAUCAGGGCUGAUUUAACGGUUGUUACAAUUGAUGUCGACAUGGCAUUUUUUGAACCCAAAAUGCGUGCCAUCCUUGAACAAAAUUGUACAGAUGAUGAAGACUGCAACUUUUUUGACUGUUUCUCUAGGUGCAAUAUUAAGACUAAAAAAUGCAGAGCAGACCGUUCAAAUAAUAACCUCCAGGUUAUUUGUGAUAAGAUUUUUCGCCCCCUGUUCUCACCGAGGCUAAGUGAGCUAAGGGUGUAUCACCCAUUGCAAACCCAGUUGUAUGAAGCAGUGCAAAGAUGUGCUGAGCUGUCCGAUCAGGGUAGUGUGGACAAGAAAACAAUGGAGAUUACAUUCUCUGAACUAUACAACUUGUUUACGGCCUGCCAAAGAGACAUGUGAAAUCUAAACAACAAAUUGUCUGGCCAAGAAGUCAAACAGCUGACUGUUGGAACUUGCUGUUGAAAUGUGAAGCUGUUUACAUGGUUUACCAUUAUUAUCAUAUUGUAUAUAGCAAUGAUAAGCGAGUAAUGCAGCAGAGAGUCAGGAGAUAACUAAAUUGAGUUAUUUAAAGCUCUAUUUUAAUAUAACUAAAAGCUAUUUCUUCCACCAUUUGUCUCUGCUCAUUUUGUAGUGGAUGUUUCACUAGAUGCUAUCGGCUGCCUCACCAACCCAGCAAGCUUUGCAGUGAUGGUUGGGAGACAUGGAUCCCCUAUAGUCUCUCCUCGAAAGGAAUGUACUCCUCUUAAAAACAUUAUGGAGAAAAAGAGAGAAGAGACAAACGUGAGCAAUGGCAGGCUGAAGUGUUUGACCACUUGGAUUGAACUCUAAAAUUGGCUGGCCGUGCAAUUGCUUGUGCCAAGCAUCUGCCCAACUAAGACAAAUAACAAAAUAAAAAUCGAAACUUAAUAGGAGUGGCAGCCUCUGUGAAGACAGCAACAGAGCAACAGAAAUGAUAGCAUUUCAAGUCCACUAUGACUCCUUUUCAGAAAUCAUGUGAAAAAUUAUCACCUUGGUUUCACAGGUCAGCACAACAUUGAGGGCUGAAGGACCUGUACUGCACUGCAAUGUUCUAUGUUCUAACUUGACCACCUUGAAUGCAGUCGGCUGUUGGUAACCCAAUGUUCCCCAUGGUCCACUCAGUGAAGACCAAGGAGAUGGCUAAUUCAUUGAAUAUUGAACAGGCUGCUGUUGACUCAAGUGUGAUCCAGAAAAGGCGUUACAUAGGAACCGUUUAUUCUGCAAAUGCCAUGGGGUGCGAGAAGUUGCUUAAGUAAAAGCAUUCAGUGAGUAGUAAGUGUGUGCAUGCUUAGGAGUGGUAAGGCAUGGUAGAGUGUGACCUCCACCAAUAUCACCUCCAGGGAGAAACUUAAAUAUCUGUAGCCAGCCAUUUCUUCUCAUUCAGCCAAUCAACAGAAUCAAAUUGUGAGCACAAAACACCAAGUGUUUAAAUUCAAUAAUCUUCUUUUAAGAGGUAAAUUCUAUCUUUAAAUAUGCUACCCUGGGAGAUCACUGGAAAUUGAAUGGAUGGGUGCUUGCUGUAGAUGUGAUUGACAAGCCACAUCCAAGGCAGGUAUAACGCGCUAGAAAAAAGAACAAAGAAAAUUACAGUACAGGAACAGGUCUUUCAACCCUCCAAGCCUGCGCCAAUCCAGAUUCUCUAUCUAAACCUGUCACCUAUUUUCUAAGAUCUGUAUCCCUCUGCUCCCUGCCCAUUCAUGUAUCUGUCCAGAUAUAUCUUAAAUGAUGCUAUUGUGCCCACCUCUACCACCUCCACUUGCAGCACGUUCCAGCCACCUACCACCCUCUGCAUAAAGAACGUUCCAUGCAUAUCUCCCCGAAAAUUUUUUCCCUCUCACCUUGAACUUGUCACCCCAAGUAAUUGAGUCCCCUCUCUGGAAAAAAGCUUCUUGCUAUUCACCCUGUCUAUACCUCUCAUGAUUUUGUAGAUCUCAAUCAGGUUCCCUCCUCAGCCCCCAUCUUUCUAAUGAAAAUAAUCUUAAUCUACUCAACCUCUCUUCAUAGGUAGCACCCUCCAUACCAGACAACAUCCUGAUGAACCUCCUCUCACCCUCUCCAAAGCAUCCACAUCUCUUUGGUAGUGUGGCGACCAGAACUUUUGCCACAGAUAGGAUCUAAUUCUGCGUCACAUACAUUGAUUCAACACAUAGUAUGUUGUAAGCUUUACAAUGCAAUGUGUGUGAUGCUGUCCACCAGUUUCUCUAUUACAGAGGCUGAGAAAAAAAUAAGUGAUUUAAUAUUGGCAGUUGUUUUAAAACAAGCACCAUCAGAUUAGCUAAGUGUCACACUUCUCACUUAUAAUUUUCGCUGAUGUCUACGUCAAAGUUGUCCCCACUGUGUUUUGUACACAAUCUCAACGUGGUUUGUAAAUGGCCUCAAAGACCUUGGAGACUAUCCAGCUGGUGAAAAAGCCAAUAUAUCUCAUGAGUUAAUGUUUGUCCCAAAGCUCUUAAUAUAAAUGCAUAUUCAAGCCGGACUAAUAACACCGGUGUCAAUUUUUCUUGGAAUGGAUGUUUCGGUAAUCAAGACCUUGCUAAAGUAUGGGCAGAUGACUUAUAAAAUAUAAUCCUCUGUUUCUGAUACAAGUAUCUUGUGAAUGCUGAACUUAUACAGAAACCAGAGACAUUGGAUAAUGUUAAACUUACCAUUUUAUAGUAAUCACAUUUCCUGGAGCCAAUUUUGCAUCAAAGCUAUUUACAGUUUCACUGCACUGUACAGCACAGUGGCAAAAUUAACUUGACUUCUUUUGCUCCUGCUGAAAUUGAAGGUUUAGAGAUUGAGAUUUACUUUCCAAAUAUUCAGUUAACUACGGAAGACCCAACACACAAUAAUGAAUCACUGCCUCAGGGGCAACCCGAUGGCCAAGUGGUAUUCUUGCUAGACUAUUAAUCUAGAGACCCAAGUAAUGAUUUGGGGGCCUUGGUUCAAAUUUCAUUAUGGUGAGAAUUAAGAGUCUUAUGACGACCAUGAAACAAUUAUCAAGAAAAAAAUGUUUGGUUCACUAAGACCCUUCAGGGAAGGAAACUGCCAUCCUUAGCUGGUCAGGCCCACAUGUGACUUCAUACACCUGGCAAAUUAAUUGACUCUUAAGGCGCCACCAUUCAAUAGGAUCAUGGCUGAUUUGACUUUCCUCACAUCCAUUUUCCUGCAUUUUCCCUGUAAUCUUUGAUUCCCCUACUGAUGAAGAAUCUAUCUACCCUGGCCACAAGGUAGGGUCCCCACAGCAAGGAGUGUCAAAGGCUCUCAACCCUCUGAGAAAAGAAAUUCCUCUUCAUCUUAUUCUUAAAUUGGCACUCUUUUAUUCUGAGGCUAUACCCGUAACUACCCUUUAGGCAAUAAAUGCUGACUUAGUCAAUGACUUUCAUAGUCUGUGAAUGAUUUGCUCCGAUGAUGCUGGAAUAGUUUCCACUAUUCUUG
This is a messenger RNA of Hemiscyllium ocellatum (epaulette shark), 4495 nucleotides long. It is a transcript of the gene dipk1c, whose product is annotated as divergent protein kinase domain 1C. The record is from RefSeq and is a predicted model, not a curated record. The transcript is spliced from 4 exons. The coding region runs from base 206 to 1459 and encodes 417 amino acids. Lineage: Eukaryota; Metazoa; Chordata; Chondrichthyes; Orectolobiformes; Hemiscylliidae.